Messenger RNA from Chara braunii, 1109 nucleotides. The record is from the annotation of a GenBank genome assembly. Lineage: Eukaryota; Viridiplantae; Streptophyta; Charophyceae; Charales; Characeae.
GAGAUGUCCGGGAGAUACAACCGUGAUGAUGACCACCGACGCGACAGAAGCCAGGGGGACGACUACCAGAGGUAUGGGAACCGUGAUGACGGUUACCAUCGCGAGAGAGGACGAGAGGAACGACGUGAGUACCGUUCCCUGAGCCAAGAAUGGAGCUACGGAGGCAACAAGAGAGACCGAAGGGCCGAAUCCAUGGCGCAAGGCAGCGAACCGAAGAGGAGACCGCCACCUGUCUGCCUCGGCUGCAAAGUGGUAGGACACUACUGUUCUGACUGUUGGCGUUUUUGGACCAACGACGCGACGAGACGCCAGAUGGAGGUCGACGGAUUUCGCUGCCCACAUGAGUUCGCCAGACGAAGAAGUUCAGAAUCACCGAGAAGACCUCGCAGUAAUGAGUACAAGAGGUCGCCAUCUGAAGAGCCGCGCGUAGUAAGUAAACUGGAUGAUUUGGGGAGGAGUGUUGCGAAGAUGCAAAGCUUCAUCGAUAUGGAGGUUGCGAAGCGUGAAGCCAAAGAAGCCAAGAAACGUGAGAGGGAAGCAGAGAAGAAAAGAGAGGAGGAGGAAGCUCUAGCCAUAGCCGAAGCAAGGAAAGCUGAAGAACUACGCAAUCUGAAGAAACAGGAGAAAUUGAGGCGGCGAGAGGAGGAACGUGAAGCGAUUACUAAAGUUGUGGAUGUACAAGUCGCGUUGCGACUUUGUCACAUUCCAGACGUUAUCAAGGCGGAAGUAUGCCAGGCGAUUACCGAGAACUUUGCCGAUCUCAAAGGCAAAGCUAUAGCAUUGGAAGACGUCCCGUCUACAUCAAUGCCCGCAGAGGUUAGGAGCCAAGUGGAGGAGAUCACCGACGAGACUAAACGAGGAGAAGAGACACCUGUCGGGGACAUCCCCCCGCUGACUACGCCAGCCAAACGAGCUUCGCGACGCUCUACGAUUCGACCUCAGAGACUUGAUGAGAGGCUAAAGUCGCGCACCAUCCAGAUGAAAGCCACGAAAUUCCGGAUAGCACAAAAGGCGAUGACUGGGAUCAAGACUGGGAUACAAGACAACACGAUGGAGUGACUGCAGUUCUUGGAGAAAACGAGACGGGGGAUGAUCGACCUGCACCAUGA